Molecule: messenger RNA, 828 nt
Organism: Arabis nemorensis
Lineage: Eukaryota; Viridiplantae; Streptophyta; Magnoliopsida; Brassicales; Brassicaceae
Source: the annotation of a GenBank genome assembly
AUGGGAACCCUAGGCCGAGCAUUUUACUCAGUUGGAUUUUGGAUCCGUGAGACUGGUCAAGCUCUCGAUCGCCUCGGUUGUCGUCUUCAAGGCAAAAAUUACUUCCGUGAACAACUAUCCAGGCAUCGGACACUGAUGAAUGUGUUUGAUAAGGCUCCGAUUGUGGAUAAGGAAGCUUUUGUGGCACCAAGCGCCUCAGUUAUUGGGGAUGUUCAGAUUGGAAGAGGGUCCUCCAUUUGGUAUGGAUGUGUAUUACGAGGGGAUGUGAAUACCGUUACUGUUGGGUCAGGAACUAAUAUUCAGGACAACUCACUUGUGCAUGUGGCAAAAUCAAACUUAAGCGGGAAGGUGCUUCCAACCACCAUUGGAGACAAUGUAACCAUUGGUCAUAGCGCUGUUUUACAUGGAUGUACUGUUGAGGAUGAGGCCUUAAUCGGGAUGGGUGCAACACUUCUUGACGGGGUUGUUGUUGAAAAGCACAGCAUUGUUGCUGCUGGUGCCCUUGUACGACAAAACACCAGAAUCCCAGCUGGGGAGAUAUGGGGAGGAAACCCAGCAAGGUUCCUCAGGAAGCUCAAAGAGAAGGAAUUUGAUAUUUUCUCUACGUCAGCAAUAAACUACACAAACCUCGCACAGGCUCACGCUGCAGAGAAUGCAAAACCAUUAAAUGCGAUUGAGUUCGAGAAGGUUUUACGCAAGAAGUCUGGUCGAAAAGACGAGGAGUAUGACUCGAUGCUUGGUAUUGUGAGAGAAACUCCACCAGAGCUUAACCUCCCUAACAACAUACAGCCUGAUAAAGAAACCAAGCCUCCUUCAAAUGUGAACUGA